UAAGGUAAGUCGUAAUUGGGAUAAAUUUCAAAAUAUCCACGGCUCAUUGUUACUGAAUCAGAGUUGUUGGAAAUCAGGGGGAACAGAAUGAGCCUGGCACUUAUUCAGGACUAUUCUUCCGCUGAAGAAGUAGAAGAAGAAGAUUACCAACAACAAUACGAAUUCCAAAACUCUUCAGACGACCAAGACGACACCGUACCACCUUCCAGUUCUUCAAAUCGUUACCAUCCUGUCCUGAACGUCCCCAAACCAUCCAAUUCCUCCGGCCUUCCCUCUGCAUUCGACGUUUUUUCUCAAAUUUCAGGGCCCCCACAGUUUCUCAACAAUUCUAUUGAAGAGAAGGCUUCAACGAAAGAUAUCGAUUAUGAGCAAAGUAGGCGGAGGAGCCGCCGAAAGCAAGAUUUGCCUGCUGGUGUUGUAAUGGAGGCCAAGGCUCAACUUGUUGGAAUCCAUGAACGAGUACGAAGUGAUAUCGAGGGUAACCAGGCUUCAUCAUCAGUUUCAGGCACAAAACAAGGAAUCAAGCGUGUGGCAACUGCAACCAAUCCUAAUGCAGAAGACGCUGCAGAGCUUCUGAGGAUGUGUUUGCAAUGUGGAAUACCAAAGACCUACUCAAAUGCCCGAGGAAUGGUGUGUCCUGUAUGUGGUGAUCGUCCGGUGGUAGACACAAACAAUGAACCCAAGAAGAAGGGGUCUGUCAUAAAAGAAAAAGAGAAGAGUAAAAGGAUGAAGGGACAGUCAUCUCAUGCCACUUGGAAAAGUGAAACAGAGAUGCAACUCCGCCAGCAGUUCGAUUAACACAAAUCAAUGUAUUGUAUGUUGAGUCUUAUAUCUGAUAUGUGGGUUUCUAGGAUGUGUGAAAAUAUUUCUAGAAUUUAUGUAUUUUGGAUUUCACAGUUAUGUGCCUAAGUGUUUUGUACAACGCUUUUGACUCUUAUUCCUGUUCACUCAUUCACUUCUGCAAA
Messenger RNA from Mangifera indica (mango), 965 nucleotides. RefSeq lists its product as uncharacterized. The transcript has 4 exons. Bases 88 to 798 code for a protein of 236 amino acids. Lineage: Eukaryota; Viridiplantae; Streptophyta; Magnoliopsida; Sapindales; Anacardiaceae. The record is from RefSeq and is a predicted model, not a curated record.